Rotaria sp. Silwood2 is the source of this 1221-nucleotide messenger RNA. NCBI's taxonomy places the organism in Eukaryota, Metazoa, Rotifera, Eurotatoria, Philodinida, Philodinidae. The record is from the annotation of a GenBank genome assembly.
AUGGCGUCAUUUGUUUGUCCAUUAUGUUUAAACAAUCGUGAAAUUACAACUUUCUGGAAAUUUUUCCGCCAUAUCACAUUAUUUCAUCAAAAUGAACGUGGAUUUCACAUCACUUGUGAUCUAUCAUCGUCAUGUGGUAUGUCAUAUCGUACAUAUUCUGCUUAUAAAGCGCAUAUUUAUCGUCAUCAUGCAUCUGAAUUGCACUUAAUGGAGAAAAAGCACGACAAUGUCUACAUUUUUUCUGAAGAUGAUGAUCAACAGCAAGGUAAUAAUCCAAAUAAUAAAACAAGUUUAGUGGUUGAUGAUGAAGACAAUGGUUUAGUGCAAAAUGAUAAUAGACAACAUAGUUUAUUAAAAGACAAUAUUGAAUUAGAUUUCUUGCAAGAUGAUCAAGAAGAAACAAAUGAUGAUACAACAACAUUAUUCCAAACAUCUUUUAACCAAAAAAAAGACAUAAUCACCAUUGCAGAUAUUCAAAAGACAUAUCUUUUAUUUAUGUUGCAGUUACGGGAAGAAUUCUUCUUACCAAAGAGUAAAAUCAAUUCUAUUUCUAGUUACAUUGCGACACUUUUACAUCAUGUUCAAUCAUUAAUUCAACAGAAUGUUAUUAUUGAUGAUUCUCAUUUUGACUCUCAAAUAUCAUCAUCAAUAGUAUAUAAGUCACAUAAAAGAAUUGUUGAAUUAGAUGAAGUUAACAUUAUUAUGAAUCAAGUAUGUGAUGUUGUUGAAGCUACUACUCGUAAUGAAUAUCAAUUUUUGAAUUAUUGUAAGCAACAUUUUGAUUACAGUUCACCAGAACAAAUAAUAGUAUCAGCUCCUGGUGAAACAUUUGAUUGUGGAUACUAUAUUCCUAUUGACAAAACAUUAUUUUCCAUGUUAAGUAACCAGCAUAUUCUUUUUCAAAUAAUUGAUAAUAUGAAAUGUCAACAGGAAGCUGUUAAUAAUGAUGAUGAUUUGAUGUUUUCAUUCCGUGAAGGAAACUAUGGUGCUCGUGUUGACGAUCAAAGUUUACUGAUACAAUUAUAUGCCGAUGAGAUAGGCCUAACAAAUCCUAUUGGAUCCAAAAAAGAUCAACACAAAUUCUUUAUGAUAUAUUUCUCUUUGGAAGAUAUACCAGAUCAAUUUCGCUCAAAGUUAGAUCAUAUGAAUCUCGUCGCACUUUGCAACAAUAAAAUUCUUAAGGUGAAAUUUCUAAUGUUGAAUCCGACUUUUAAAGUUUAA